UGGGAUUCGGGGUUUCCUCCGCCUCCUCCUCCUCUUCCUCCUCCUCCUCCGCCGCCGCCGCCGCCGCCGCAGCAGCCCCGGGAUUUCGGUGCGGGGGGGACGCGCACAAAGGUGCGGCGCGAUGCUCGACCUCGGACCCCCGGCACAGCCGCCCGUCCCGUGAGCGGCCCCCCCAUGUGCAGCCCCCCUCCGGCGCCCGCCCAGCUGGAUGCAGUCCCCAGCGGAGGCUCAGGAUGCCCCAAGUGCCUCGGUGACCGCCGGGACGGGGGACAGCACCCGCCUGCAGCCGCCUCGCCCCGACCUCGCCGGCGGGCGAGCCCUUUUCUCCUGAGACGAGCCCGGCCAGGUGAUCAAAAUAGAGUCCCUCAAGGUGACGGUUGACUUCUUGAAGGUGCCCCUGGGCCUGAAGAAGCCCCCUCUGAAGGAGGCCCUGGCCGCUGUCCCGGGGCCGGGGAGACCCAAGCCCCUCGGCGUGGAGCGGCACAAGCCCCGGCGCCCCGACACCAUGGACAAUGAGUCGCAAUACUCGGGAUAUUCCUACAAGUCCGGGCAUUCCCGCAGCUCCCGCAAGCACAGGUGAGGAGUCAGGGUGUGCCCUGGGGGUCCCCUAGCUACAAUGGGUGCCCCCCUCCCCGGUGCACCCACGCUGCACCCUUCUUUUGCCUUCCAGGGACCGGCGGACCGGCAUCGCUCGAAAAGCCGGGACGGGAGCCGCGGGGACAAGUCGGUGACCAUCCAAGCACCAGGCGAGCCCCUGUUGGACAAUGAAUCGACGCGGGGGGACGAGAGGGAUGACAACUGGGGUGAGACCACCACGGUGGUGACGGGGACGUCAGAGCACAGCAUCUCGCACGAUGACAUCACCCGCAUCACCAAGGACAUGGAGGACAGCGCCCACCUGGACUGCUCCCGGCACCUGGGCGUCUCGCUGGCCGGGGCGCUGGCGCUGCUUGCCUUCCUCACCCCCCUCGCCUUCAUGCUCCUGCCCCAGCUGCUGUGGCGGGAGGAGCUGGAGCCCUGCGGGACACCCUGCGAGGGGCUCUUCAUCUCCGUGGCCUUCAAACUCCUCAUCCUCCUGCUGGGCAGCUGGGCUCUCUUCUUCCGUCGCCCCAAAGCCUUCUUCCCUCGCGUUUUCGUCUUCCGAGCGUUGCUCAUGGUGCUCGUCUUCCUCCUCGUCGUCUCCUACUGGCUUUUCUAUGGCGUGCGCAUCCUGGACUCGCGGGACCGCAACUACCAGGGGGUGGUGCAGUACGCCGUCUCGCUGGUGGACGCGCUGCUCUUCGUGCACUACCUGGCCGUGGUGCUGCUGGAGCUGCGCCAGCUCCAGCCCCAGUUCACCCUCAAAGCCGUCCGCUCCGCCGACGGCGCCAGCCGCUUCUACAACGUCGGCCACCUCAGCAUCCAGCGAGCAGCCGUGUGGAUCCUGGAGAAUUAUUACCACGAUUUCCCGGUCUACAACCCUGCCCUCCUCAACCUGCCAAAAUCCGUCCUGUCCAAGAAAAUGUCCGGGUUUAAAGUCUAUUCCCUCGGCGAGGAAAACACAACGAACAACUCCACGGGCCAGUCGCGGGCUGUCAUCGCGGCGGCCGCCCGGAGGCGCGACAACAGCCACAACGAGUAUUACUACGAGGAGGCAGAGCACGAGCGCAGGGUGCGGAAACGCCGCGCCAGGCUGGUGGUGGCGGUGGAAGAAGCCUUCACCCACAUCAAGCGGCUGCAGGAGGAGGACCAGAAGAACCCGCGGGAGAUCAUGGACCCGCGGGAGGCGGCUCAGGCCAUCUUCGCCUCCAUGGCCCGGGCCAUGCAGAAGUACCUGCGCACCACCAAGCAGCAGCCCUACCACACCAUGGAGAGCAUCCUGCAGCACCUCGAGUUCUGCAUCACCCACGACAUGACGCCCAAGGCGUUCCUUGAGCGGUACCUGACGGCCGGGCCCACCAUCCAGUACCACAAGGACCGCUGGCUGAAGCAGUGGACGCUGGUCAGCGAGGAGCCGGUGACGAACGGCCUGAAAGAUGGGGUGGUCUUCGUGCUGAAGCGCCAGGACUUCAGCCUCGUGGUGAGCACCAAGAAGAUCCCCUUCUUCAAGCUCUCGGAGGAGUUCGUGGACCCCAAGUCGCACAAGUUCGUCAUGAGGCUGCAGUCGGAGACCUCCGUGUGAGCUGAAGAGGGAUGGAGAGGGGUCGGGGGGGGAGGACCCUCUGCGCACCCUCCGUCUCAUCCUCCCCGUCUCUCCCGGGGCUUAGGGAGGCCAUGGCUGGAGGAAAGGACUGCGGCAGGCGCACGCCCAGCUCCAUCGCCUACCUGUGAUCACUCGCCCUCUGCCUCGGCUUGGUCCCCGUUGGGGUGGGCUGAGCCCUUUCCUCCUCCUCCUCCUCCUCCUCCUCCUCCUCCUCCUCCUCCUCCUCCUCCUCCUCCUCCUCCUCCUCCCUGAAACCCAGGUCCUUGUAGCAUCCCCCCCGGCGGAGGACAGUGGCACGGCCAGAAGGAGACAGCAUUUUGGUGCCAUAACCCAAGGGCUAACUCUUCCGUGUUCCUCACCAGCGUCUUCAAGCACCAUCAGGUCCCAAGGACCUUCUGCGCUUGCCCGUUUUUUACCUGGGAACUGUCCUGGCUCUGGCCUUAAACCACUGCCCCGGCGUCUGGGGCUGGUUUUUUAAUCCUAGAGAUGUUUUUGGGGAGUAUUUUCCAAACACCUCCGCAAUCCGUGGCUGCUAUGAAAACCUCCCCCCGCAUCUAAGACACCAGAGCGGCGAUGCUCCUGGCUGUAGGAACGUCCUCCUCGCCUCUCUGCUGAUGGUUUCCACGCUCAACUCUUAACAAAAGCAAGUGAAAAUCCAGUUUUUAAGAGAA
Falco peregrinus (peregrine falcon) is the source of this 2853-nucleotide messenger RNA. RefSeq names its product VANGL planar cell polarity protein 2 (gene VANGL2). Gene Ontology annotation, cellular component: plasma membrane. Gene Ontology annotation, biological process: Wnt signaling pathway, planar cell polarity pathway; multicellular organism development; establishment of planar polarity. The record is from RefSeq and is a predicted model, not a curated record. Lineage: Eukaryota; Metazoa; Chordata; Aves; Falconiformes; Falconidae.